Molecule: messenger RNA, 861 nt
Organism: Asparagus officinalis (garden asparagus)
Lineage: Eukaryota; Viridiplantae; Streptophyta; Magnoliopsida; Asparagales; Asparagaceae
Product: serine/threonine-protein kinase AFC2-like
Exons: 2
Coding region: 119-421 (100 amino acids)
Source: RefSeq, a predicted model, not a curated record
CAUUAGACCAAACCUUCUUGUUUCUUCGAAAUUAGGGUUUCCUCGAAAUUAGGGUUUCCUUUUUACCCCCAAAUUCUGUUGUUCUAUUUUUCAAGGUUCUCUCUUUGAGAAAUCGAUCAUGGCGAUGGAGUGCUUAACCCAGAAUCUCAUAGAUCAUCGCCCCAGGAAAAGGCCGAGAUGGGAUGUCCAGCCUCAGGCUCAGAUAGGAAUGUUCUGUGGGCAAGAAGUUGGACUUGGAGAUUUGACAAGCUUGGUAUCAUCGAUGGCACCUUCAGAUUAUACUUGUUCUUCUUCCUCUUUGUAUGCAAACAAAGUGGCUCGUAUUGCUUCUCCUCCUCGUAGGGAGGAUGACAAAGAUGGUCAUUACGUGUUUGGGAUUGGAGAAAAUUUAACUUCUCGCUGUAAUUACACUCAUCACUGACGUUUUAAAUUUUUGUUUUGUAUUGUAUUGUUAUUUGUUAGAUUAUGUCGUCCUGAGUUUGAUGUUUGUGUGUGCAUGAUAUAUACACACCCACACACACAUACACACACAUAAAUACACAUACACAUACACACAUACAUACACACAUACAUAUGUAUAUAUAUGUGUGUGUGUGUGUGUGUAGAAAUAAAUAAAUAUGUGUGUGUGGGCGCGCAUUUAUUUGUAUGUAUAUGUAUGUAUGUAUGUAUAGACUUAUAUGUAGUAGUUAAAGAUCAACUACUUAAUUGUUACUAUUCUUGGUUAUUGGAUCUGCUACGUAUUAUGAAAAAUCAUUUUGUAGGUUUAUGCAUGUAAGAAAUUUAGCAUAUUCUUGUAAAGAAAGAAAUGGAAACCUUUUUUAUGUAAAAGGUGUUUUCUACAUCGUUUAUUUUUAACAGAUA